Mycena indigotica is the source of this 3030-nucleotide messenger RNA. RefSeq names its product Exosome complex exonuclease dis3. The record is from RefSeq and is a predicted model, not a curated record. NCBI's taxonomy places the organism in Eukaryota, Fungi, Basidiomycota, Agaricomycetes, Agaricales, Mycenaceae. Gene Ontology annotation, molecular function: 3'-5'-RNA exonuclease activity; endonuclease activity; RNA binding. Gene Ontology annotation, biological process: rRNA catabolic process. Gene Ontology annotation, cellular component: cytoplasmic exosome (RNase complex); nuclear exosome (RNase complex). The transcript is spliced from 12 exons. The coding region runs from base 1 to 3030 and encodes 1009 amino acids.
AUGGUCGAGAUCACAAUUCGAAAGCGACCACGCACAGAAUCCGUCGUAACUCAGCGCAAAUUCUACAAGAAAACGGCCAGAGGAAAAGUCAUCAAAGUCCUUCGAGAACGCUAUCUUCGAGAUGAUAUUGGUUGUGGUAUUCAGGGUUGUGGCGAUUGUGAAAACUCGACCUCGGACCCACUGCCGUUCACGGGGGACACGCAACACAAUGCAUAUCCCGAUGGUCAUUACAUUCUACCCGAUACCAAUGUCUUCCUCCACCAAAUGGAUCUCAUGGAGUCGUCUCUCUUCAGGCCUCCCAUUGUCCUUCUACAAACAGUUAUGGAGGAAGUGCGGCAUCGCUCUAUUCCACUGUACAAUCGCCUCAAGGCGCUUAUAAGAAUGGACGAAAAGCGUAUCUGGGUUUUCUAUAACGAGUUUCGAUCAGAGACUGCAAUUAUAGCAGAAGAGGAUGAAUCUCCUAACGAUCGUAAUGACCGCGGCAUUCGCAGAGCUGCACAGUGGUACAACGAACAUAUCAAACUAAACCGGAAUGUUGUGCGAGGCCAGGCCAAACCCAAACUCCCCGUCGUUGUUCUCAUGACAGAGGACGCAGCAAACAGAAAUAAGGCAGAUGAGAGCGGAAUUCCAGUCACCUCUAUUCGCAACUAUAUCUCCAUGUUUCCUGAGAACACUGCUGCGCAGUUGCUCGAUUCGCUGUCUACGGCAGAGGAAACAACGCUGGAGCCAAAGCUGUCUGGAGAUGGAAGGCAGGCGCUUUAUCCCGAGUACUACCCGGAGUCAACACUUCAAGCUGGCCUCACAACUGGGAACCUUUACAAGGGACAUUUCAAUGCCAGCAGCUAUAACUACCUACAAGGAACAGUCUCGGUUCACGACUUACCCAAGCCAGUGCUCCUCAUUGGACGUGAAAAUAUCAAUCGCGCGGUACAUGGUGACCAAGUCGUGAUCGAAAUCUUUGACGAAGACAAAUGGGGUGUAGAAGGCGAUGAGGUCGUUGACCAAGAAGCUACUCUGAAGAACGACGAUGCCGCCGAUUCCGACGAGGAAGAAGAAAACGACGAAAUUAUUCGGAAGGAAGCCCAUGCAGCUCGCGUUGGCGAAGCUGCGGCCAGCAAAAAGCAGGCACAACCAACCGGACGUGUCGUCGGCAUCGUCAAGCGGAACUGGCGGCCGAUUGUUUGUCAUGUCGAUGCCACCGCCUUGCCGUCGGCAUCCGUGCCCGGAUCAAAUAGCGCCAAGAGUUUGUCAAUCCAAACCCUUCUCGCACAUCCUACAUCCACCCUGCUCCCGCGAAUAAGAAUUCGAACUCGACAAGGCCCAUCGCUUGUGAAUAAAAAAAUCCUCGUCGCCAUCGAUGCUUGGCAUACAACGUCAAGGUAUCCAGAUGGUCACUUUGUACGAGUCUUGGGCGAUAUUGGAGGGGAAGAUGCUGAGAGAGAAGGCCUGAUGUUGGAGUUUGGGAUCAGCUAUGGCGCCUUCGGCAGCGCCAUACUGGGUUGUUUACCGCCCGAGGGCGACCAAUGGAUUGUUGCACCCAAGAGCGACGAUGGAAUGUGGAAGGGCCGCGAGGACCUCCGAGACUUGACCAUUUGUAGCAUUGAUCCUCCCAAUUGUCAAGACAUCGAUGACGCGUUACAUGCCCGGCCACUUCCUAACGGAAACAUCGAAGCUGGUGUUCAUAUUGCCGACGUUUCCAAUUUUGUACACGCGGAUACUCCGAUGGAUACGGAAGCUGCUGCAAGAGGCACUACCGUAUACCUUGUGGACAAACGUAUCGACAUGCUUCCCGCCCUUUUGGGCACUAAUCUAUGCUCUCUGCGGCCCAAUGUCGAGCGUUUAGCAUUUUCUGCGAUCUGGGAACUGACUCCAGAAGCAAAAAUUGUGAAUGUUCGCUUUACAAAAUCGGUGAUCAGGUCCAAAGCUGCAUUCACUUAUGAAGAAGCGCAAAUCCGCAAGGAUGACCCAACCCUGCAGGAUCCGCUAACAACUGCGAUUCGCCUGCUCAAUACACUUGCGCAAAAGUUAAAAGCUGCCCGAAUGGCUGCCGGUGCCCUUAACCUUGCAUCUCCCGAAGUUAAAAUCCACCUCGAUUCUGCCGAGUCGUCAGACCCGAUAGACGUAGAGCAAAAAGAGUUGCGGGAGACCAACUCGCUUGUGGAGGAAUUCAUGCUACUCGCCAACAUUAGUGUCGCUCGCAAGAUUUUUGAAGCAUUCCCUGCAACAGCCGUGCUCAGGCGCCAUCUCCCACCCCCGCAAACCAAUUUUGACAAACUCAAGGAUAUUCUCAAGAAGCGAAAGGGAAUGUCAUUGGAUGUGUCGAGCUCCGGAGCACUUGCCAAUAGUCUCGACAAGUGUGUCGAUGCCAACGAGCCAGCGUUUAAUACCCUCGUCCGAAUUAUGGCGACACGGUGCAUGCUACCAGCCGAGUAUUUUGGCUCUGGGAGCGUUGGACGUGACACUUUCGGGCAUUAUGGCCUCGCAAGUGAUAUCUACACCCAUUUUACCAGUCCCAUUCGACGAUAUGCUGAUGUCCUUGCGCACAGACAACUGGCAGCAGCAAUCGGCUACUCGCCACUUCAUGCCUCUCUGCAUUCCAAAGCCAAUGUGGAACGGAUACUGGAAGUUGUGAACCGACGACAUCGAAUGGCACAAAUGGCAGGACGUGCUAGCGUUGAGUAUUAUGUCGGCCUCGCUCUGAAAGGCCGAAAUGAGCGACAAGGGCAAGGACAGACAGUUACAGAGGAGGCAUUCGUGAUCAGAACUUUCAGAAACGGUCUCGGUGUCUUCGUGUCAAAGCUGGGCAUCGAGGGUCUCGUCAUGUUCAAACGCGACCUGACAGAAUUCGAUGCGGACAACUAUUGUGUUACGAUUCCCGGGUCGUCUGCUGCUGUAUCAGGCGACAAAGACGUGCUGAUUUCGGUGUUCGACAAGGUGGUGGUGAAUAUUGAGGUGGAAACGGACAAGAAUACUCAAAAGGGGAAGGUGAAGAUGACUCUGGUGCAUCCUAUAGACUCGCGUGCAUUGUAA